Messenger RNA from Anopheles darlingi, 5711 nucleotides. RefSeq names its product J domain-containing protein (gene jdp). The coding region runs from base 806 to 1372 and encodes 188 amino acids. Gene Ontology annotation, cellular component: cytoplasm. NCBI's taxonomy places the organism in Eukaryota, Metazoa, Arthropoda, Insecta, Diptera, Culicidae. The record is from RefSeq and is a predicted model, not a curated record. The transcript is spliced from 5 exons.
AAAAGAGUGAAAUCAGGUACUUUCCUUGAUAAAACCACCAAACUUGCCCAUAUCUUCUUCUUCUUCUUCUUGAAACUCACGUGGUUUUGUUGAUAAAAGCGCCCUGCUAUGAAUGUCAAACAAAUUCAAAAUGGUGACCUGUCAAAGCGGUUAAGAAGCUACCUGUCUUUUUAAAGUACCUUGCACAGAGCGACGAAUCCAGCUUCGGCCCACCGGUGAACACUGAGUGCCACGCAGCGAACUGUCAGUGGCCCCGUACGUAUGCCGUACGCAGCCAGAGUUUGUGAGUGUGCGUGUUUGGCGAUGACAGCGGCGAUGACGCAUUGAUUGUGAUUGUUUGUCGUGUCCCGUGACCGUGAGCGGAUGCUGGAACAUCAGCACAUAUCAGCGGAGCAGAGCCACCAGCCACGCAGCGCGAGCCAUUUGUUUGUUGUUGUUUUGAUCCACCAGCUCUCUAGCGAGGAACCAUCACGGACAGAGCGCAGCCCUGUGAACGUGAACGUGACGUGUGGACCGCGCACGACAUCGCAGAUCUAUCUUUCCGGAUCAAUCCGGACUGUGCCAAGCCAAGCAAGCAUACCUAUUUCCCAGGUAGCUACCGAAUCGAAACGUAGCCGCUAAACGUUGCCAACGCGAGCAGUGUUUGACAGCAGCAGCAGCAGCAGCAGCAGCAGCAAAAGCAUACAAUCCACCAAUCAAAGCGAACCACAAGCAAACCGGGAAACCGCACCGGAACCUGUCCGUCGACCGACGACUCUACUAGUUUCCCUGGAAGGCAUUCUCUUCUCGGCAAUUUGUUCUUAACAUGAGUAGCGGCGUGGAAGACAUACUGACCUACAAGCGGGACUCGAAGGAGGACCUGUACGCGAUGCUGAACUGCAGCGAAACCUCCACGGUCGACCAGAUUCAGGCGGAAUUCAAAAUCCUGGCGCUCCAGUACCACCCGGACAAGAACGAUGGCGACAAGGAAUCGGAAGCCAAGUUCCAGCAGCUGAAGGAAGCGAAGGAAAUCCUGUGCGAUCCGGAGAAGCGAGCCAGUUACGACAAGUGGCGCAACAGCGGCAUCCAGAUCAGCUACAAGAACUGGCUCGGCAUGAAGGAGCACGUACAGCAGAGCAUGCACUGGGCAAUCCCGAAAACCAAGGACCGGAUGCUACCGGACGGUGCCGGUGCGGGCGCGCCCGGAAGCGCCGCAGCCGCCGCCGGCGGUUCGGCCGGUCCGGCGUCCGGGCUCAGCGCCGCCCAACCAAACCCGGCCCAUCGGCGCGCCUCGGAGGGUGGUGCCGCGCUGUACUACGGUGGCCGGAAGGGCGAAUGGGGCUCGGAGAACUCCAGCGAGGUCGUCAACAAGUUCCGCAACUAUGAGAUCUAAGCUGCUAUCUCCUCCCCUCAACUUUUUAUAAGAUUCCUUUUAUGGUAUUUUUUUUUAUUGCUACCACCGCGGGUGCUGAAGGUGGACUCUUCGGGUGACUAUUUUCACCUUCACCCUGUUUUUUUUUGUGAAGUUUGUUUGUUUGUUUGUUUGCCUAUUUGUUUCUUAUAUAGAUUUGUUAUCGAAUUUUGCUCAAAGCGUUCGUCGGCCGCGUCGACCAUUCUUUUAUACGACCGUUAUAUAGUUUGUACUAUUUACACUCUCCAAUCUCGCGCAAUUUGAGCUACUCCAUCUUAACCCCGGAACAGCAGAUCUAGGAUGCUUUAUUUGAGGUGUUUGUCAGCGUCAUCAACAAGCGUCUUUGCUCGCUUUCCUGACGCCAAAACCGGACAAAACUGGAGGGCAAUGGGACAGGUGUUGGCACUAAUUGCACACACACUCACACACACAUACUUGAACACACAAUCACACACGGAUGAAAAGCGUUGCUGGAAAGCAACCGAACGAAAUUGAGUAAGGAUUAAAGAUGAAGAAGAGAGACAGAAAAAAAGAAGAAGAAGAAGAAGAAGAGGAGGAGGAAGAAGAAGAAGAAGAAAAAGAAAAAGAAGAAAACAAAACAAAUCAUAAUCUUACUAAACACCCGCACCUCAAACUCUUCCGUUGCGUUAGCGUGGUGUGUCUUGCGUCCCCGCGUGCCCGUACCAGCCCACCGUUGCGUACUUGUAUCCUAACCUCAAAGCAAACAAGCAAAAUCCCUCUCCCCCCCUCCCCAUCCCCCCCCCACCCUGAUCGGUGUAUUGUAAUUUCAAUGUUGUGCAAGUUGUGUGCCGCGUGUGUUUAUGUGUUUAUGUCGGAUCUAGUUGUUCCCCGAAGCCACACGCGAUUUAUUACCCGAAAACCGUUUACCGUUAACGUAAAACGUAACGUAUGUGCAUUGCACUCGACAUUGCGCACUUUAAUCAAUCAACCUUUUUGCACGGCGUGGCAGAAAGAGAGGAGAGCCUCUUUCAGAAACAGAAACAAAACGUAAUAUGGUGUAAAAUGCAUGAAGAAAAACACGAGGGAAAAACAGCAAAUGGAUGCAAAAUGCGAUGACGCGAGAACGACGAACCCCUAGAAACAACAGAAGAACAGUAGCAACAACAACAUCCGCGCACACGCUGCAAUCCAUCGAGACAAUGAUGUAAGACGACAGAAUAUAUACGACAAGAGUAAUGAUUUCCAUACGCGGGCGCACAAACACCGCGCGUCGCGGGCCUCUACCUUGGCCACUAUUAACACAAACACAUGCGCGCGCGGUGAUUUGGGAACUGUUUGAGGGGGGAAGGGGGAGGGGUGGUGCGAGAUACAGGAAAAGUGAAAGGGAUCUAAGUGCACGACCGACCGGGUGUGUAGGUCUCUCGGACGCUCUCUAUUUUGUAGCGCAAAUGCUGUACGAGUUAUGCCGGGCAUACGGCGGAAGCUGCUAGCAUGAAGAAGAAACAGAAGAAGAUGAAGAAGAUAUUUUUGUUAACAAUUAUAUAUAUACAUAUACAUAGAUACAUAUACAUUAAAUGAUAUGAUUCUCUGAUUACUAGUAUGUACACAUACACACACACACACAAAGACACCGCGUAGGACAUAUAAAUCCUGAAAACUGUUAGAAGGGCCGGUUGAAAGGCCCAAACCUCUGCGGCUCUGCAUAGAAUUGUAACCAUUUUUGAAACUCACAAACUGUUUGUAGCGGAUAAUUUGCGGAUAAUGCGCAAAUUCUCCAUUCCACUCCUCUCGAGAUGCGCGUUCGAUACUGAUCCACACCCCUGAUCCCUGUAGCAUACGAGCGCACAUACAUUCACACGCACGCACAAACACACACACACACACACAAAGACAAAAAGAUCCUCUUGAAUCCUAGCUUAAGCACAAUUGAUCGGCUGUCGACGGGGUCGAGAGAAGUGGGAGAGCGGGGAUGGGGGGCAAGCGCGAAGAAACGCGUAGGUUGAAACCCAUACCUUCGGUCUUGGUUGUUAUCCGAAUGCCCUUUAAGCUCUAGCGGAGAGACGCGAUUGAAGAGACGACGUAUAGUAUAGAAUAGAAGGUGGAGCACGUUUAGUGGCACAUCCAUCUUUCUCUCUCUCUCUCUUUCGCUCUCUCGCUGCUUACUGAGAAUCAGAAGGAUAGAAAGGAAUUAAUCUUCGAGCUGGCGCAGGCAGGGAGGCAACUGUAGGCAUCUUUAUCCAACACUUUAUUUUCUGCGAUGUUAUAAAGGAGUGGUAAAAAGUGGAGUUGGGUGGCGAGAGGAUAAGGAAAGUUUUGAGAGAAGCUUGCCAUCACCGAACCCCGCUUUAUCGAAGCUCGAAGAACAAUCAACAAGCUCUCGAGACUGAUUCCAUUUCCUUCCUUCACACAACGCGCACCCCUCGACCUCCCCAAAAUUCGCUCCAAAGAGCCCAGCUUUGGACAUCCUGACAUUCUGACAUGCGGGUUUGAAAGGGAAAAUGGGAAGGGAGAAGCUGUGGUUGCUUGGGUGCUGUGUUAUUUGCGGAGUGCCACCAGCUAGCGCCCGGAUUCCCGGUCCUGGGCAAACCACAAUUUCAAUUGAGCGCACUCAAUCCAGAAUCAGCAAACAGACAAGUGGCUGACCCGGCGCGAUAGAGAGAGAAAGAGAGAGAGAGAGAGAGAGAGAGAGAGAAAGAGAGAGAGAGAGAGAGAGAGAGAAAGAGAGAGAGAAAGAGAGAAAGAGAGAGAGAAAGAAAGUAAAAAGGUGGGUGUUUGUUGUGUUGGAAGAAAAAGAGGGAACAUUUUGUCAGAUACCCUGGUAGAUUCUAAGUAGUGCACAUCGCCUUGGCCUUGUUGAAAACUUCCCCAAACCCCCCCAUCCCGCGCCCAGAGCAGAGCACGCUCUCUAGAGCAACAUAUUGAAAUCAUAUAUGAAAUCUAUUGAAUCUCUAUUUACACCUUCCCCUAGCUGGUUCCAGGAUUGCCUUUUUCCCUUCCCCUACCACCAUUUCAAAAGUGGUGUGAUUUUUGGAAGGAUCGAUACAUCAUGGUGCCAAAUUGGAAUGAGAAUAGCAAGCAAAAGAUUUAGAGUAACAUUAGGUCCAAAGCAGUUCGGCAAACAAAAAAAAAACAAUGCGAGAGCUAUGCGCUAAAACUGGCUAAAGCCCUGACCCUCAUCGUGCCCACGGUCCCCCUCCUCUUUUAAGGUUUAUGCGGACUGCAGACAUUCCCAAAAUGUGAUUUUACGUUGUUGUCUCCCCCCGGCCCUCUGUUCAAGGCUGUUCUGUACCGAGCUGUAGCUGAGGCUGAGGAAGAAACGGAAAUGUAGUUGAGAGAGUUAGAAGGAAAGGGAAGGGAGGGGGGAGGAGGAGGAGGGAGAGCGUCUUGGCGUGGGUCGGUGGUGAAGCAACCAAUCAUUCUUAGAUCCGUAUACAUUCUUAUAUACACACAAUUAUACAUAUACAGAUAUAUAUUAUAUAUUAUACGUAUAUAUAUAUUCAUAAAAGCAAGCAUAAAGUACGCACCGAAGCCGAUGUUGUAUGUUGUUCAUGUCCCACGAUUGGACUAAAAAGAGAAGAGUAGAAACCGACCGAACACAAGAAUGCGAAGAAUGCGCGACAGUGCGCUAGCAUAAAUUAUAUACCAGAUAAAUGGUUCGUUGAUUGUGAAUUGAUUUAGUGUCGCGACGACAUUCCAUAUCUUACGAGAAGAUGACGAUGACGAUGAUGAUAAUGAUGAUGAUGAUGAUGAUGACGAUGAUAUACAAAAUAGCUAAUUACAGAAUGUUGUUGGGUGUAAGGGGUACGUGACAGCUGGUGAGUCCAUUAUCGAUUGAAAUGAGCUGGUAUCAAUGCGAAAGCAACCGGAAUCAAAACACAGAGAAAGAGAGAGAGAGAGAGGACAGGAGAGAGAGAGAGAGAGAGAGAGAGAAAACAGAAAACAAGCAAAAAAGCAUAAUUAUAUGAAUCAUUCUAACAGAAUCAAUGUAAUGGGAACGUGUGAAAACCCCUUUCUGCCAACACAAUUAGCUUACCGAUCACUACCACCUCACCUACCACAAAUCGUGUCUGCGUAGGCGUGUGUGUGUGUAUGUGAGUGCGUGUGUGCGUUGUAUCGCCGUAUCAGAACAAUGUCGCCAGCUCUCAGCUACUGGUGGCAGCUAUAGUGUGUCGUGAACGGAAGCGAAAUCUCAAUAUAAUAACGAAGGCGGUAGAGAAGCAUUGUUAAAUGUAACUGGCGGCCGACCGACCGACCGACCGUGACCCUUCUCCAAUACCAGCUACACCUCCGAUACCACCACCGCGUCUAGCGAACGUCUACACAUCCCUCUUUUACACUGAAUAAAACAAACCAUUUUGUG